UAGUAAGAAAUAUGCGGGUCCUAAGACAUCAAGAGCGAAUUUCCUACACUGGAGAUCUACCGGAAAAUGAAAUCACUAUGAUCAUUAUUAAGCCUUCCCAAGUCGACGCAGAGUCAGAAUUGAGUAGGGAAUGACGCUAGGAUGGACUCUACACCAAACGACACUUUAAGGAACUCAACAGGGGUAGCCUUGACCAUUGAACAAUAUGAAUUUCAGGAGUUUCUUAAGGACGAUAUAGCUGUUGUAGUUUAUUUGAUUCUGUUGUGUUUUGUGGGAACCAUUGGGAACGGUCAUGCUUUUAUUGUGUACCACGUGAGGUAUAAACCCUCAAACCAUCGGACCUUUGUGGUCUGGUUAGCUGCCAUUGACUUCGUUGCAUGCGCGGUCAGUGCUCCAUUUGAAAUUGUGGAUAUUCGCCAUGGAUACACAUUUGACUCGGGUGCUGCUUGCAAGUGUUUCCGAUUUGUAAACCAUGUUGUCAGUAUCGCUUCGGGGCUUAUGUUGGGAGUUAUAGCCAUUGAACGAUAUAGAAAAGCGUGCUGUCCAUUCGGGAGACAAAUAUCCGAGAAAGAGGCAGCCAUCGCAUGCAUGGUCACUGUUGGUGUGUCCAUUCUUUUGGCGAUUUCUUCAUUUUAUUUGUAUGAUGUAGCAGAAAAACUCACUGACAUUUCAGGACUUUCAGGCACGGAUUGUACAACAGGCUCCAGUGAAGGCCAGCAAUCUUUUUUCCGGAUUUAUUCCCUUCUUCUUCUUCUUAUAAGUACUGUCAUUUUUAUUAUAUGUAUCGUUGCAUAUUCCUUCGUUGGCAAGAGCUUGUACAAACAAAUGACCUUCCGUCAAUCUGCUCAACUGAAGAAUGUAAAGAAAACCUUGAGCGGAAACUCCAUCAGUAGCGAUAACAAAAUGACUGCUUCGUCUGUUCACAUGAAAAUGGUACCUAUGAAACAAGAAGGUAGCAGUUCUCAUCACAUUCAAGACGAAGAGUCUAGUGUAUAUUCCAAUAAAAACAAAAUCACGCGGAAUACCGUAGACAAACCUUCCAGUAAGCCUAUGAUGCAAGGAAAAGCCAGGCUGGAUCGAACCAGAAGGAUCACUCUGAUGUUUCUCAUUGCCACCGCUGUGUCGUAUGUGGGGUACCUGCCAAACCUCAUUAUUCUGGUUAUUAGGGCGGCGCGGCCCUCGGCCUAUGAAAACCUGGCACGUAGUCUAGGAAUGUUCACUUCAGUUCUUCUGCGAGGAUAUUUCUUGAGCAAUGUGACUAAUCCUUUGGUAUAUUGUUUUGUAGACGAUAGGUUUCGCAAGGAAUGUAAUUUAUUGUAUAGCAAAGUCUUUAAACUUCCUUCUAAAUGGAAAUCUCAGACAGUGUAGCAUUGUAUAUAUAUAUAUCGCUUUCUUCAUGUCAUAUCAUGUUUGUUAAUUACUGUAAAACACUCUAUUCGUGAGAACUUUAUUUUUGCGUAUUUAUGCGAGUCAGUGUAUGUGCUCGGUAAAAUAUCUUUCUCGCAUUUCCUAAAGAGUAUAUAGAGCAGUAAUAAUAAUUAGUGAAAAAUUUGUCUCCAUAAUAAAGAAAUUAUUUCUAUCUCGCGAAAAUAAAGUCGCGAAAAUUUGGUGAUCUACAGUAAUAAGCAAUAAACUCAGAAUUAAAGAUAUAGCAAAGUUAACAUAAUUUGUUUUUGU
This is a messenger RNA of Saccostrea cuccullata (small rock oyster), 1677 nucleotides long. RefSeq names its product gastrin/cholecystokinin type B receptor-like. Gene Ontology annotation, molecular function: neuropeptide receptor activity. Gene Ontology annotation, cellular component: plasma membrane. The record is from RefSeq and is a predicted model, not a curated record. The coding region runs from base 142 to 1368 and encodes 408 amino acids. The transcript has a single exon. NCBI's taxonomy places the organism in Eukaryota, Metazoa, Mollusca, Bivalvia, Ostreida, Ostreidae. Gene Ontology annotation, biological process: neuropeptide signaling pathway.